AAGUACUCGCGCUGGAAUCCAACAAAAUUAAGAUCCCCUAACAUUUAACUACAAGCGUGCAGCUCUCUGAAACAACCAAAAUGAGCUCUUACUUCGUGAAUUCGUUUUCAAAUGACCCCGACUAUCAACUAAAUUAUGGACCGGACAGUGGUACACUGAACGACGCGGCGUAUAGGGCUUCUUCCGCGGCCGCGAUGCACCACGCGACUGACGCUUACGGCUAUGGCUACAAUGGUAUGGACCUGACAGUCACAAACCGGGGAGAGGGGAAGACCAACAACUCAAGCGACAACGGACACUUCGUAGACGGCUCGGUCGUCGAGGACUCCCGGAGCUUUAGCCCCUUGGACAGUGAGAGGGGUUUCAGGCAGUCGUCUAGCUGUUCUGUCGCCUCUGUGAGAGCCUCCCUCUUGUCAACUAAUUGCAGAGGCAGUCAGCAGAGGAGCCGGAGCUCGUCUCCCCACUCGGCACAACCAGGAAGCGUUCUUCUUAGGUCCCUCAACCCGACCUCGCGCACUUCAACGCGCGGAGACACCCAGCGAUUCGCGAAGAUGAACGAAAACUCAACAGGAGUGGAUGAAAAACAACACGAUAGCCGGACCGUGGGCGAUCACGUCACACUACCGGUGCACGAGAAGCAAGUGGAUGGCCAGGCGGGGAGCUCAAACCUGGCUAGUGAGCCUCCACAGAUAUUUCCCUGGAUGAGAAAACUGCACAUUAGCCAUGAUAUGACGGGCCCGGACGGGAAACGUGCACGGACGGCGUAUACCCGCUACCAGACACUCGAGCUGGAGAAGGAGUUUCACUUCAACCGCUAUCUCACACGCAGGCGGCGGAUUGAGAUCGCGCACACGCUUUGCCUCACCGAACGCCAAAUUAAGAUAUGGUUCCAAAAUCGAAGGAUGAAGUGGAAGAAGGACAACAAACCGAAAAACAUAAACAUCGUCACUACCAGUGCACCCUUCCAACCUUAAGAAUUAGCAUUAUUAUUACAAAUCAAUUCAUCCGCUCAUAAAAAGUGAAGAUUUUUAAAAAAAUAUAUAUAUAUAUAUAAACUCCGAAUUCAGAGAAGACUAAAGAUCCCAAGAGAGCAAGGAGACCAAGGAAGCCCCAAAAUCAAUACUGUAAUCAGAAAUACAGUAUACUCUAACUGCUGAAGUUUUUUUUUUUUUUUUUGGUCAAACUGAGCUUUCUGCAUAAUGUUACUCCAACAAAUAAUCAGAACGGAUCAAAAAUAUUCUCUACCUUAUAGUCAUCAAACUAUCAAUAUGUUUGCGAAAAAGAAAUCUUUCCAUUUUUCUGAAAAUGCUAAAAUAUGACUUGUUUUACCCAGUACUGUAUACCACGCAGCACUUUAAUUUCGUCUACAUUGUGUGUUUUUAGUAUGUAUGUAUUCGUGAAUGUGGUACGUGCAGUGUUCUUGUGUCUUAUAAACGAAUUCGUCUUUAAGGGGGGCAUAACAUAAAAAGGAAAAAGAAACUCAUUCUUAUAUAUACGAGUUGCUUGAACUUGCCUAGUGCAAAUUUUAAGCAUGUUAUUUUAUUUAAUUUUUUUUUUAGCUGUAGCCAUAACGAGUGUACUUCCCUAAACUCACAUUUGCACGCCUUUGAAUUCUGCUCUAGAGUUUUUGUCAUUGCAAGCGUGGGUGUACUAUGUGCAAGUAUGUUUUCAUGUAAUGUCGUCUGUACCAAUUCAAAUCUUAUGUGUUUCUUAUUGUCCUUAUUAGCUAAAU
Corythoichthys intestinalis (scribbled pipefish) is the source of this 1732-nucleotide messenger RNA. RefSeq names its product homeobox B5a (gene hoxb5a). The transcript has 2 exons. Gene Ontology annotation, molecular function: DNA-binding transcription factor activity, RNA polymerase II-specific; RNA polymerase II cis-regulatory region sequence-specific DNA binding. Bases 81 to 974 code for a protein of 297 amino acids. Gene Ontology annotation, biological process: anterior/posterior pattern specification; regulation of transcription by RNA polymerase II. Lineage: Eukaryota; Metazoa; Chordata; Actinopteri; Syngnathiformes; Syngnathidae. Gene Ontology annotation, cellular component: nucleus. The record is from RefSeq and is a predicted model, not a curated record.